Torulaspora delbrueckii is the source of this 1923-nucleotide messenger RNA. RefSeq names its product serine-type carboxypeptidase (gene KEX1). The transcript has a single exon. The coding region runs from base 1 to 1923 and encodes 640 amino acids. Lineage: Eukaryota; Fungi; Ascomycota; Saccharomycetes; Saccharomycetales; Saccharomycetaceae. Gene Ontology annotation, molecular function: serine-type carboxypeptidase activity. Gene Ontology annotation, cellular component: trans-Golgi network. Gene Ontology annotation, biological process: proteolysis; apoptotic process. The record is from RefSeq and is a predicted model, not a curated record.
AUGCGUGGUAGCUGGUUGCAGACCUAUAUAUUUGCUACGGUCGUUUCGGCGAAUCCUGUACUCUCUGCUGUGGAUUACUAUGUGUCGCCAGAGUUAAUUCCUGGUUUAUCUAUUGUAGAGGAUGAGGAGCUGAUUCCGGAGAUGUAUGCCGGUCAUAUACCCUUUGCUGGUGAUCGGGAUGGCGAAGAAAUUAGUUAUUUCUUCUGGAAAUUUAGCCAUCCACGCCAGUACUCCGAUUCACUAGUCUUUUGGUUUAAUGGUGGCCCCGGAUGUUCUUCAAUGGACGGAGCUUUGCUCGAGAGUGGUCCUUUCAGAGUGGAUGCAGAUGGAUCAGUUUAUUUGAAUGAAGGAUCUUGGCAUAAUCGUGCUGAUAUCGUCUAUGUGGACCAACCUGUCGGUACCGGCUUCUCUACCUCGAACCUUGAGUCAAUUAAUUACGAUGAAGAUCUUGAAACUGUCACCGAACAUUUCAUGAGAUUUAUCGACAGUUAUUUCCAGUCGUUCCCAGAUGAUCUAGACAAGGAACUUGUGCUAGCCGGUGAAAGCUACGCAGGACAGUAUAUUCCAUUCUUUGCAGACGCAAUCAUGAGACAUAAUGCUGGACUGGAUGACGAUUACGUCAAGUAUAAAUUGAAAGCAUUACUUAUCGGGAACGGUUGGGUCGAUCCGUCAACACAGUCUCUUUCCUAUUUACCGUUUGCCGUAGAGAAGGGACUAAUAGAUCAAAGCCAUCCAAACUUCCCCGACUUGUUGAAAGCACACGAAGAGUGCCAAAAUGCUAUCAAUUCAAAGGGCUCGGAGGAGAAAUUUUCAUACCAAGAAUGUGAAAAGAUCAUUACUCUGCUGCUGAAAUACACAAAGGACACUUCUUCGAAGGUUGACGAGAACCAAGUCUGCUUGAACGUCUACGAUUACACCUUGAGGGAUAGCUACCCUUCUUGUGGUAUGAAUUGGCCCGAAGGGUUGCAAAAUGUUCCUGAGUUCUUCAGUAAGCCAGGUGUAAUGGAGGCUCUACACCUUGAUUCGGAAAAGAUGCAAAGAUGGCAUGAAUGUGACUCGAAAGUGCUUGAAAAGCUAUCUAACCCGAAGUCCAGACCAUCCGUGAACCUUUUGCCUUCAAUAUUAGAGUCGGGAUUAGAUGUUUUCCUCUUCAAUGGUGACCAUGAUUUUAUUUGUAACAACAAAGGCGUUCUAGAUACUAUCAACAACAUGGAAUGGGGCACACACAGCGGAUUCAGUGAAAAUAGUCAAAUUUAUGAGUGGUACCACCUGGACUCACAAACAUAUGAAGAGCAAGUAGCUGGGUAUGUUAAGCAUGACAGAAAUCUCACUUUCAUUAGUGUCUACAAUGCCUCCCACAUGAUUGCGAGCGACAAAUCAUUAAUAAGUCGCGGUGUUUUGGACAUCUAUAUGAAUAACGUUCUGCUUGAAGUUCAAGACGGUCAGAACUUUUUACUCAGUGCAGACGACCUCGCUGACUUAGAUAAUGAUGAGGAAUCUGAGGAUCAAGAUGAUGCUGAUGACGAGGAUACCAAUAAUGAGCACGUUGAUGACGAAACCGACAAUGAGGAUCUUGAUGAGCAUCAAUCUGAGCCAAAGCCAUCAGACGAACCCCCUAAGAGCUUCAAAAGAUUUGUUGUUGUAGCAGCAAGUUGUUCGGUAAUUGCUGUCAUCGCUUACUUCCUAUAUUUCAAGAGAUUCAGGCGUAAAAUACGGGCCAUCCUGGUGGAUCCAAAUCACAGACAUGACGCCCAAAAUAAAACUGUCUCCUGGGCCGACGACUUGGAGGACGGUCUAGACUUUGACAUUGAUCAAGAAAUGGGAUCGAGCGGGAAGCCAACCCCAGGUAGUAAGAAGAAGGGAUCAUACACCAGUGUACCAAGCAACACUGUGGAUGAAUCGUUCGAGUUGGACGAUUUUUAA